ACAUCUUAAUGACGUGUGUUGUGUUUUGGUGAAAUCCUGCGCUGAACGAGAAACCUGUUAAGGCCCAACGUUAUUUGUGUGUUUGUGUUGUUUUACUCAUUCGCAAUGAACAAAAAUAAGGCCAGUAGCGUGUCGUGGGUGAAACCAGCGGAGCCUUCCUUUCUGAAGAAGUUUAAAAAUGAUGUUGGUUAUAAAGAAGGGCCGACUGUUGAUACUAAGCGUCAGGAGAUGCCGACACUGGAUGAUGACAGCGGGAGUGAUCGGGAGGAUGAGUUACCUCAGGUUGUGGUUCUAAAAGACGGAGAUCUGACCGCAGAGGACGUGAAGAAGAUCAAGGGCGAUAUGCGCUCAGGAGGAGGCGCAGAGAAAGAUGAUGAACCUCCUCCUGAUGGUAAAAUCCUCUUCAAGAAACCAGCCAAGCGCUCCUCCUCAGACAAAUUCCAGGGCAUCACUGCCACCUCCAGCAAGAAGAAGAAGAAGAGUGAUGGGAGAGAGGAGAAGGAGGAGGAGGAGAAGAAGGAGGUGAAGUCCGGAAAGACAGUAAAAAAUAACAGCCUUCUGUCAUUUGGAGGGGACGAGGAGGACGAAGAGGAGGACUAAAUGUUAAAGGUGAAACGUAAGACUGUCAUUACCCCUGUGACAGGGAGGAAUCAAAGUGACAUUUGAAUAUUAACGAUUAUGUGUUUCAUAAUAUUGACAAAUAGUAACAAGGGUGAAAGUUAAAGACUUUGUAUUCUCAAUAGAAACUGUCUGGAAUUCAUCAACAGUGUGCAGCCGGUCCAUUCUGUAGUGUUUUUUUUAAAGGGCAGUGCCAAUAUUUCUGCGCACUUAAGCCCACUGACUACAAAUAGUCUGUUCUUGAUAUGACUGACAACUGUUCCAUUCAUUUUAGUGCAGCAGUGUUGAAAUCAACUUCCAGAUACUCAAUUAGCUUGAAUAAUAAAUCUAUCAGAAUGUACACUGGAUUACCCUUUUUGUUUUUUCAAAGUUUAUUAUGGCUGAACAGGAGAACAGUGAUAAUUGUCAACUCCACCUGGUGCAUUCAAAGACACUCAGACAUCCUGAAAUUCAAAGUCUGCUGAACAGAAACAGCUAGGGCUGAACUUCCUGACCAGUAUUGCAAUUGUGUUAAAAAGUGUGAUCAUACCAAACCUUGUCACAAAUGCAUUCUGUUUCUACAUCAAGAGAAUCAGACAAAAAUGUAUUUUGUAUUUAUUAACAUUAGUUUGCUAUCCUGAUGAUAGCUGCAUACUGUUGUGGUAAAAAAGGGAAAGCAGUAAUAAAAUAAAAUUUAAAAAAAAACAUUUAGCCUUAGGGACAAGAUUUUAUUAACAAGCUGUUUGUAGUCUGAAAAUAAAAUUCCAAAGACAAAGCAUGCAGGGAUGUUGCCUAUAUUCUAAAUGUCAGUGACUCCCAAAUGUCAGGUAAGACUCCAGAGUUGGAUGAGUGCCUGUGAAUGCGUCAACAGUGAGUUUUUCAGACAGGGCCCAGCUCACAGCUUCAAUAUGAUACCAUGCAAACUCAUCUUUGCCAGAAAAAGGUGAAGUAGUGUUCACUUUGUUUACCUACCUCGAACAAGUUUCAAGUCUCUGAAAUUUUUGUGAAGCCCACUGAGACAUUUUUUGAAAUAUUGAGCUGUACCAUAAAAAUUGACUUGAAGUUGAUUUCAAUACUGAAAUGAAUGGACAGCUGUAUAAAAGACUUUGGUCCACAGAAAUUUAGGCAGUUUGUAGUUAAUGGGCUACAAAAUGGAAAACCAUCAGUGUGAGUCUAUGUGUAGUUUGUCCUGUUUCAUCAAACAUCUGGCAAGAGAACAUCAGCAAUACUUAGUGACAAAGUUUAGGGGUAACUGGUAUUUUUCAACCAGGACCCCAUUUUCCCCAUGUUUUGUGUGACCAGUGGGAACAGUAAGUUUUAAAAGUGGUCCUGUAUUAAGCAAAACAAGGUGCAAUGUAAAUGUAAUUGGUAGGUGUAUACUGUCAAGGUACGUCCACUAAGUGCUUUGCCACUGACAGGCUCAGAUUGUUAUAAUAAGUGUCUGACAACAUCAUGGAAGGAUCCCUACAGAGAUAGACCUUUCUGUUUAAGAUCCUUUUUGUUUAACCAGAAAGAGCAUGUCUGUAGGUGUCCUUUCUUUACGUGUGUCAGACACUGACAGUAAUAAUUUGAGCCUGUCAGUGGCAAAACAAGCACUUUUAGUGGACGUACAUUGAUAGUGCACAAAUGUCCAUGGCAGCCUGUUUUGAAAACUGUUGUCUCCAUUAGACAGCAAAGCCUGGCAAAUAGGUUCAAGGUUGAAAAAUACUUGUGUUCGCCUGUAAGAAGUCAGAGUACACAUUUUCCAGAGAUUUCUGCAGUCUAAAACAACCAGAGAAAAGCAGAAGCUGUGCUUUUGCUGUUUGAAGGUGCUCCUCAAAACCUUUGGUGGGCACUCAGCUCCACACAAACUAUGCAAUGUAAUCUCAUAAAUGGAAAUCAAGCAACACCAGGUUCAAAAACUGGGAGAGUGAUUUUUGGUAAUUCAAAUAUUAAAAUUUUUUUGUCUAAUUUUACAGUGACCAGUUGUCACUCACCUGGGUAAUUACAGUUAUUUCUGCAAUUAUUUGCAACAAUUUCCUUUUUGUAAAGGAAUUUUAAAGAAAGAAAUACAAUUUUUUAGGUUUGUCAGAAAAAAGUAAUUACCUUCUGGUUCAGUCCAAACUAAGACAAAUUUUGAUGACAAUUUUUGCCGUGCUUUUGGUGCCUUCCACUUUAGGAAACAACAAAGUAAUCUUCUUCAUCCCAAAAAGAACCUGUUAAGACCACAGUUCCAAGUCAGUCACCUCCUAGUCCCGGUGGCUUCUUGGAACUUGACAUUGCUACAGACUUUCCACCUCCUGACACAGAACAUGGAGUCAGAACACAUUUAAAGACGCUUGUCAUUUGCAGGUUAAACACCUGCAUAUUAAGAUCCUAUUGUUGCUUGUGCUUGAAUCCUCAACAUUAUUUGUAUCUGUCUGUGGUGUUAUCAGAGAUGUAAGUGUGUUUCUUAGUGGUGUGCUCAUUGUAGAGUUUUUAAUACAUUCAACAGUGUGUUGAAUGUAUGAAUAUAUUCUAGCUUCGACAAAGGAGCUGUGACAGUUUAUGUAGAAACCAUGCAUUCUUGUCAAUGCAAUGAUAUGAUUUUUUUUAAAUAUGUGGAUUUGUUUUUGUGUGCAUUUUUAGAGAAUGGUCAUAGCUAUAACAUUUGAAAUAUAAAACAUUAAAUCAACUGCACAACA
Epinephelus fuscoguttatus (brown-marbled grouper) is the source of this 3260-nucleotide messenger RNA. RefSeq names its product KIAA1143 ortholog. The transcript has 3 exons. The record is from RefSeq and is a predicted model, not a curated record. NCBI's taxonomy places the organism in Eukaryota, Metazoa, Chordata, Actinopteri, Perciformes, Serranidae. Bases 106 to 600 code for a protein of 164 amino acids.